GGCUUGUCUUCUUCCAAUGAUGUUGAGGCUACCGCUUCGUCGUAUACGUCGUCCGUGCUUGCCUGCUAUUCCAUCGUGCAGGAGACUCAAUUCUACUGAUGCAAAGGUACCCGAAAACGAUGCAGAAGCUCUCCCAUUGGCGGACACCAAGGAAGAAUUGGACAAGAAAAUGGAAGAAAUUUUAUUAAAGUAUGUACAGUUCGCUUUCCAAUGCCUCUGUUAAUUGUCUCUUCUCAGGGAAUUUCAAGCAUCUGGCCUGACCGAUGAACACUCGACAGGAUCCGAGUUCAAAACCCCUUCCUUGUGCGCCUUUCCUUGAUUCCAAUCAAUGGUAUUCCUCAUCUGUAUCCAGGCCAGCACAGAACGCAAAAGAAAUGUUCAACGCAGGACGUCGGUUACUCCAGGGUAGUUCCAGUACUCUAAGCCGCAUUCGACCUGGGCGGAAAACACUCGAGUCGAACCUCAGGGAUGUCGACGAAGAGGCAAAAAUGCUGCCAAUACCCGCCGCCUCCCUUGACACAGAAUUCACUGAACGAGAAUACGCCUCUGCGCUGAUUCACGGACGAAGCUUCCAUUUACCAUACUACCAUCCACAUACGCAUUCGAUACCGGUUGCCUCGAUUCAGUUCCGUUCACACUUUCCCCGUCUACUGGAUCUGUUUACGCAUUUUGCUUCUCAUGCGGCGUCAUCCCUUGCGAUACCUGUGUCGCGGGUAGUGAUGCUGCCGACGCAGCGUUCGAUGUGGACUGUUCCUCGCAGUCCGUUUGCGUACAAAAAGUCGCAAGAAAACUUUGAACGCAAAGUGCACAAACGAAUGAUCAAGGCAUGGGAUGCGGAUGAAGAGGUUGUGCGACGAUGGAUUCUGUAUUUGCAACGGCACAACAUGGGAGGUGUAGGUAUGCGAACUACAGUGUGGGAACGGUUACCUCUUGGACUGGGCCGUAUUGAGAGUACGAGGGGAACAGUACAGGUCACUGAGGCUGGUGCAAAAAUCAAGCAACUCGGAGAGAAGAUUGUGAAGGAGGAGCUGGCGGCGUUAUCGGGCCGUGGCACAUGAUGUAUAUAUCACCUGACCGUAUUUGAUAAUCUUACCUAACGGGCACGUCCAAUCACCGCC
Molecule: messenger RNA, 1118 nt
Organism: Desarmillaria tabescens
Lineage: Eukaryota; Fungi; Basidiomycota; Agaricomycetes; Agaricales; Physalacriaceae
Product: ribosomal protein S10 domain-containing protein
Exons: 2
Coding region: 264-1058 (264 amino acids)
Biological process (GO): translation
Cellular component (GO): ribosome; mitochondrion; small ribosomal subunit
Molecular function (GO): structural constituent of ribosome
Source: RefSeq, a predicted model, not a curated record